AUGGACCUCUUGCAGUACCUCGUCUUGUUCAGCAUCCUGCUGCCAGCAUGGGCUAUUUCCUAUUGGGUCAUUCCCUACUUCACCACCUAUAAGCACCUUCAGGAAUUUCCGGGACCUUUUGUAGCCAAGUUCAGCAACAUCUGGCUCGCUCUCGGUGCACGAAACGGCAAGAAAUAUGCGUGGGUUGACUGGGCCCAUCGACGAUACGGAAAUGUUGUCCGCGUGGGUUUCAACCAUAUCUCGAUCGCCACACCCGAAGGCCUUCAUACCGUGUAUGCGCAUGGAAACGGCUUUUUGAAGGACUUCUUUUAUGAAGCCUUUGUCUCGGGAGUGCCCGGCGUGUUUAACGUGCGGGACCGCCAGCAACACACCGCAAAGCGCAAGAUCAUUGCCCACGCAUUCUCUCCGACCGCGGUACACGACUUUGAACCACAUAUGAGCGCCAACCUCAACCGAUGGGUCGCUCAGCUGGACAAUAUCGCGUCUCGUCCAGCUGCCAAUGGGUUUGGAACGAUGAACAUGAUGCCAUGGUGUACCUUCCUGGCCUUUGACAUCAUCGGCGACCUUGCUUUUGGCGCCCCCUUCGGGAUGGUCAACAGUGGACGAGACGAAUGCGAGUCGACACUUCCGGGUCAGCCGACCACAUACGUUCCCGGCGCGGAGACACUCAACCGUCGCGGUGAGGUUAGCUCGACGCUCGGAUUACUUCCCGAGCUGCGACCUUUUGCGAAGUACCUUCCUGACCCCUUCUUCACCAAUGGGCUGAAAUCGGUCAAGAAUCUCCACGGCAUCGCCGUAGAGGCCGUCUCGAAGCGCCUUGCAGCGGCACAGGACGGGACUUUCGAUGGGGGAAAACGUCAUGAUAUUCUGGAGAUGCUUGUAAAUGCCAAGGAUGCCAAGGGGCAACCGAUAUCCAGAGAGGAGCUGGUGUCGGAGGCACUGACGCAGCUCAUCGCCGGUAGCGACACCGUCUCCAACACUUCCUGCGCUGUCAUCUACUGGAUCCUCGACGGUGAGCGACGAAACCCCGGCAAGAUCGUUCCUCGACUCCAGGCCGAACUAGACGCCGCCAUCCCGGCCGGUUCCCCCAUUGCGGCGCACAGUCAAGUCAAAAACCUCCGCUUCCUACGGCAAUGCAUCGACGAGGGCAUGCGUAUGCAUUCAACCUCGGCUAUCGGAUUGCCCCGUAUCGUCACGUCCGAGAACGGCGUGUCGUACGGCGAGCACCACUUCCCGAGAGGCACUGUUCUCUCGGUGCCUAGCUACUCCAUCCACCAUGAUGCCGAAGUCUGGGGGCCCGACGUCGAAGAGUUCAAGCCUGACCGAUGGCUGAACCUGACGCCCCGCCAGAAGAUCUGCUUCAACCCAUUCUCCUACGGACCGAGGGCAUGCGUCGGGCAGAAUGUUGCCCACAUGGAACUGGCACUCAUCAUUGGCACAGCCUUCCAUCGUUACGAGUUCAAACUCUACCAGAAAACUCUUGACUCUCAUGAAGGUUUUUCCAAGAAGCCGGACGAGUGCUGGGUCGGAAUCAAGAAGAGGAAUAUUAUCCCCAACUGA
Molecule: messenger RNA, 1560 nt
Organism: Geosmithia morbida
Lineage: Eukaryota; Fungi; Ascomycota; Sordariomycetes; Hypocreales; Bionectriaceae
Product: benzoate 4-monooxygenase
Exons: 2
Coding region: 1-1560 (519 amino acids)
Molecular function (GO): iron ion binding; heme binding; monooxygenase activity
Source: RefSeq, a predicted model, not a curated record